Messenger RNA from Bacillus rossius redtenbacheri, 1740 nucleotides. Its product is annotated as lipopolysaccharide-induced tumor necrosis factor-alpha factor homolog. NCBI's taxonomy places the organism in Eukaryota, Metazoa, Arthropoda, Insecta, Phasmatodea, Bacillidae. Gene Ontology annotation, molecular function: zinc ion binding. The coding region runs from base 105 to 431 and encodes 108 amino acids. The record is from RefSeq and is a predicted model, not a curated record. The transcript has 4 exons.
ACCAACCGCCCGAUGCGCGGCGAGGCAGUCUGUCAGAAACCGCCGCGUCGGCAGGAUCAGUGGUGCCAACCUCGGCCGAGUCUACCAGCGUCGCAACCGCCAGAAUGAGCCAGCCCGGCUACCCGCACCAGAACGCACCGCCGCCGUACGGAAUGCACCCGCCUCCGCCUCAACAGCCAACAGUCGUGAUCGUGGGCGGCGGGGCAGGCCUGGGGUCCGCCUCCACCACCAUCCAGUGUCCCUCGUGCCACGCCACCGUGAAGACCCGGGUGGAGCGCGAGGCCACCACCAGGACACACCUCAUAGCGCUCGUCAUGUGCCUCUUCGUCUGUUGGCCGUGCUGCUUGUUCCCUUACUGCAUUGACUCGUGCAAGGGUGCCAACCACUACUGCCCCAGCUGCGGCGCCUACGUCGGCGCGUACGCCAACUGAAGACAAGAGACCAGUCCGCCUUGCAGAGCACGACAGGAGGUGCCCUGGAUGAGAUGUCCGCGUACUGCCGCAAUGCUCCAAAUAUUUCGACAGGGACGAUACGGGAAACUCUUCAGGAAUACGCGAGACAAUUGUUGUCAGCGAACCUGGCGGCGUGGAGUGUAACUACGUUAGAUUUAGUGCGCGAGAGUAGUGACAUCUAGCGGCUUAAAGUGAAAACAGCUUGAAGUGUCUGGCGCUUCGCCAACAUUCAUUGGCCAGAGUUUCCCGUAUUGUCGUAUUACGAUAUGUGAUGUUAUUUACAGCGUUAAGCUAGUUUAUGUGCUUUUUUUUUGUUCCUUUUGCAAAUCUUCAUUAUCUAAUUUAAUGAUGUUGAGUUGUAAAUGUUGAAGACUUUUUUUGUCUGGAAUCCCUUACACAUUAUUUUUAACUUUUCAAGUAUUGGUGAGCUGUGAAAAAAAUAAAUAAAUAAAUAAUGCGAUAAUAAGGUUCUGUCGAUGCUUGUAGCGUUGCCAGAAAAUACGUGUAUGUAAAGUAUGUACACAGAUCUGUUUUUAAAUUUUUAAAUCAAAACAGCCUCAGAAUGGCUUAUGCCUGAAUGUUUCCAGGAAAUGCCAUUGUCAUGCAAAAUGUUUGAUUCUAAUGUGAUGUUUCCAAAAAUACUAUAUUGCAGCUUUAAACAGCAGAAUUUUUGCAAUCUUUUGAAACGAUGAUAUUGUAUUUAAAAUUGGCAGCUAUUUGUGAUUUUUAAUAUAUUGUUGCUUAAAAUGAAUUAUUUAUGAAAUUAGGGUGUGGUAUUGCAGCUUUAAACUAUUGUUGGUAAAAGUUCCGUAUCACAUAUACAAGUUCAUCCGUUGAUCGUAACGGUAUGAUACUGUAGUACAUAAUACAUGCUGUUUCAAUUUAGUACGGCGAAAGAUUCUGGACAUAACAAAAACUUGUGAUGCAACAAUGAAUUAUGAUCGCAAAAUGUAUACAAAAGAAAAAAAAACCUCGCAUAAUUAGUCUGUAUUGUGAUAUUUGGGUUUUUGUCAUGUCCAAGAACUUUUGACGUAGGUACUAAAUUAAAACAGCAAACGUCAUGUACCGCUGGAGUAAUGUAUAGUACAGGAUCAAAGGAUCAACUUAGAUACGUAAUUGUAUAACACUUUUUUUUCUUCUUCGAAAUGUGAUAUUUCACGUAUGAAAGCUGUUACAGUUUAAGUUUAAGUUACAACUUGAUUGAUGCAGGCAUGUAGACAGGCAGAAGUGGGAGUAGUGAUCUUUGAAGAAAGCGCUUCCCAAAAUAAAAUCUUGGUUGUCGCACUGA